Messenger RNA from Rhinolophus ferrumequinum (greater horseshoe bat), 702 nucleotides. Its product is annotated as centriole, cilia and spindle-associated protein-like. Gene Ontology annotation, cellular component: centriole; spindle; ciliary transition zone. Gene Ontology annotation, biological process: regulation of mitotic spindle assembly. The transcript has a single exon. Gene Ontology annotation, molecular function: microtubule binding. Lineage: Eukaryota; Metazoa; Chordata; Mammalia; Chiroptera; Rhinolophidae. Bases 1 to 702 code for a protein of 233 amino acids. The record is from RefSeq and is a predicted model, not a curated record.
AUGUCCCCGGGCAGCGGGAUGAAGAGCGAGUACAUGAAGCGCUACCGGGAGCCGCGCUGGGACGAGUACGCGCCGUGCUACCGCGAGCUGCUGCUCUACCGCCGGGGCCGCCGGCUGCUGGAGCAGGCGCACGCGGCCUGGCUCUGGGACGACCGCGGCGCGGCCGGAGCGCCGGUGGGGCCGGCACGGCGGGCGCGCGGGGCCCCGGAGGAGCCGGCCGGGGACGCGGAGGCCGGCAACGCGGGGGCCACGGCUCUGCCAGCAAUGCCAGUGAAAGACAUAAAAGAACCACCUGAACAACAGGUUAGAACAAAUGAGACCGACCUAUUGCCCAGCUGCGCACCCCGAUGGCAGCAAGGUGCCUUGUUUGCGAGAGGAGCUGGGAAAGCGGUCAGAAAUCCUCCAAGACCUUCAAGUCAAACAAAAGAGAAGCAUCCCUUUGCCCUGUAUGGCGGGGGAGAAAAGCACACAGACACUGGAAGCCAAAGGACUCACAACGUCCGUGCGUCAGCCCCAGCGUGUGCGAUUCAUGAGUCAGCACUACGAGCCAAGACCAGGAGACAGACGGAAAAGAGGACAGUGGCUGCUCAGCGGCAGCGGACUCACUCGGUAGAGGUGAGAAAAGGCAGAAGGACCAAGCCUUCGUCCUCGGAGAGCCCGUGGGUGUCGGAGUACAGGAGACGCUACUCGGCUCGGGCUUAG